AUGUCAUACAUUUACAGAGAGCGUGAACGAGAUCGAGAUUGGGAUGAAUCCCGGUCGUCGCCUGUCACUAUCAAACGUUACGUCAUCCCCCCCGAGGACGAUCGAGGCCGAGAGCGAGACGUUCUUUAUCGACGCGAAGAUCUAGUUUCAGGUGAUCGAGAGCUGGUCGUUCGGCGGUCUACUGACCGCGAAGAUCCCAUUAUGGUUCAACGUUAUGAGCGCGAAGUCGACUAUGACUCGCGCGGCGGAUACGACUAUCGUUCCGAAAGAGACUACUACGAGCCUCGAACCCGAGAGUCCGACUAUGAGAUUGUCCACCGGUCAGAGGUAGACCGUGACCCUGGUUACUUAUAUCAUCGUCGUGUUCGUGAGUAUGAUGAUGACCGUCGCUUCCGGCGGGAGCUCAGCCCUAGUGACUCGGUCUCCCAAGCCACCCGUCGGCGCGAUGGUCAAGACUACAGUAGCGAUGACAGCAUGGUGUACAUUCGCAAAGAGACACGCGAGUAUGAUGACCAUCCGCAUCACCAUCGUCAUAUGGCCGAAGGCGCUCUGGUCGGCGUUGGUGCUGCAGAAUUGCUCCGUAGCCGCCGGAAGAAGGAUGGAGGAGAAGUGUCGAGUGGUAUGGGCCGUCUCGGCCGUGAUGUCGGCGCUGGUGCUCUGGGCGCCGUUGCGGUGAAUGCGGCUUCGCGAGUUAAAGACUACUACCGCAGCAAAAGCCGUCAUCGCUCCCAUUCCUUCGACGACGACCGGAGUUCCCGUUCUCAUCAUCGCCACCAUCAUCACAGCCACAGCCACUCUCGCCGUAGUCGCAGCCGCUCCCAUUCUCGUUCCCGUGCAAAAACGUUCGCGGAAAUUGGGCUUGGUGCUGCGGCUAUUGCCGGUGCGGUCGCGCUCGCGCGACACCACUCGAAAAAGGAUAAGGACGGGAGACGUAGUCGGUCCCGACACCGUCGCUCAGCUUCUGUGAGGUCUAAGGGGGACCCCGACUUUGAAAAGCGCAGCGAAUCGCAACGGAAGAAGCAUAUGACUGGCGCUGGACUGGCUGGUGCUGCAGUGGCAGGUCUUGUGGAGAGGGCGCGCAGUCAUUCGCGCUCUGGUCGACGUGCACGAUCCCGAUCCCACAGCACAUUAAGGAAAGCUCUGCCGGUCGUAGCAGCUGGCUUAGGAACGGCCGCUGCCACAGGGCUUUACGAGAAGCACAAAGACAAGAAAGAAGAGACCAAGGAUGAGUCAAGAUAUAGAGAACGACGACGCUCCAGAUCUCGCAGCAGGGCUCCGUCGGACUUCUAUCCCGACCCUGCAAGAGACUCGGCUGACUUGAUUGAGUACGGCGAAGAUCCUGUGCAUGGAAGCAUUCCUGCUGCCAAUUACUAUGGCCGAUCAAUGACUCCGCAGGGUUAUUACUCUGAUGCUUCCGACCCAGUCGCCAGCGGAGCAGCAGGUUUUGGCUCAAGACACCGUGGCCGUGGUCGUAGCCGGAGUCGAAGUCUCGGGCGAUACAACAGCAGCUCCUCUGAUUCCGACAAGAGUGGUCGCAGGAGGCGGAGAAGGGACCGUAGCAAGCCUCGCAGCCGAUCUCGUGGCCUAGCCGAAGCUGCUCUUGCUGCCACCGGUGCUGGGUAUGCAGCUCACAAGUACUCGCAGCAUAAGGAUCGCAAAAAAGCGGAGCAGGAUAGGGAUAGACAGAAAUAUGAUGGGCGGGACCCGUAUGAUGAGGCGUACUCCCCUUCUUCAGCUGCACCCCAGCAGAUAGAAAAUCAAUACUACCCUAACAGCAACUUUUUCCCUCCACCACCGGGUCCAGCACCCCGGCAGGCUGAGUAUGCUACCCCAUACAAUCAAGCCGACUAUCCCCCUCCUGGUGCCGUUCCAUCUUCCCAACCGUACAAUUAUCCGACUCCACCGGGACCAGAGCCGUACGCCCCUCGACCACGAAGGGCAGAUGAGAAUGUGAGUGCUACAUGGAACUCUCCCCCUUCUACUGCCCAAUACACAUGCGAUGGUCUAAAGCCGUAUUCUCCAUCGAGGACUCCACGUGCAGAAAAACGGAGGUCGCGUACCACCAGCAAGCCAGACCAGCCCAAAUCAGUUGCCUUUAAUCUUAGUCCUCCUGGACGCGGCCGUCCGAUAGAUCCUGGCUACGAAUCAGAUGAUAGCGAUUCGACCAUUGACUCGUCAAGUGGGAGUAGUCAUCGCCAACGCCGCCGUAGUUUCCAUCGUCGCCGUCAUUCCUCUUCUGCACCUCAUCCCUUAAGACCCGGGCCCAGACCAAGCCGGGAACAUGGCUCCACAGGAGAGAAAAUGCAAUCCAGCAGUCGUGAGCAUGAACAUGAACAAGAACCCGACUCUGAUUCAACAAUCGAGCUACCCAAUCGCUUUGAUUCUCAAGGUCGAAUUCUACCCCAGCGUGGAGAUGAUCCAUUAGCAGAUCAUUUUGAAGAUAUGCUUAAGAGAUUUGGUAGAGAUUAUGCCUAA
This is a messenger RNA of Aspergillus tanneri, 2475 nucleotides long. RefSeq names its product DUF3824 domain-containing protein. The record is from RefSeq and is a predicted model, not a curated record. NCBI's taxonomy places the organism in Eukaryota, Fungi, Ascomycota, Eurotiomycetes, Eurotiales, Aspergillaceae. The coding region runs from base 1 to 2475 and encodes 824 amino acids. The transcript is spliced from 4 exons.